UGUUGCCACUAACAACUGUUGGAAACGGAAAAGGUCAACAUCUUGCAUACGUUUAUGCUUUAGGUGGAAAGGCGACUUGAGGUGUGUCGUUCAUAGUUUACAUAUUUAAACAAAUGCACUAAUUUUGUUGGUGACCAUUUUUAUUACAGGAUGCCGACUAAUCCAGAUGAACCAUACUACUGCUCCCAGCAAAUAAACAUUCCACCAGACCUUCCAGAUAUUUUGAAGCAGUUUACAAAAGCUGCAAUUAGAACACAACCAAAAGAUGUUCUUGCUUGGUCGGCAGCUUAUUUCCGAGCUAUGGCUAAAGGGGAAACACCACCAGUAAAAGAGAGACUUGAGAUGCCAGUAGCCACACAAAAAACGGACACUGGUCUCACUCCAGGACUUCUUCGUGUUCUUAACAGACAGCUUGGACCCAAGAAAGUGGUUCCUGUGAACAAGAUAGAAGUGAAAUGGCUAGAUCUUGCACUACCAAAGGAACAAUUUGAUGAUUUGAUUAGAAUAGGAAAUUUUUGUGGUGAUGUAGAAUGGAACAAAUUCUUUGCACUUGCAGCAUCAGCCCUAGGAGCGGACAUCACAGAUGCAAUGAAGGUAAUAUGUGAAAUUCUAACAGCUGAUGCAGAAGGGGGACCAGCCAGGAUAGCGUUCCGUCUGUUUACUGAUCUUUACUCAUACCUUGCACAAAUUGAUGGAGAAAUCUCACAGCAACAUGUCAGUGAUGUAAUUGGACAUCUUCAGUACGAAGUAGAUAAACAAGAUGGAUACGUAAUGCCAAGAAAUUUCCUCAGCCCAGAUUGUCCGCCACUUUCAGCAUGAGAAAUGAUCUUUUCCUGUGCUGAUCUUCAGCUUCUCUACCAUCUGGUGCUGAUCAGUUAGCAGCAGUGUGGCCGAUAUGUUGGAUCUGUUUUCUGUUACAAUACAUAAACAACAUGCUCAAAUGUUUCCAUUCAUAGGGUUCAGGAUGUAAAAGCAUAGGACUGAAAAUUGUGUGUUUCCAGUUUCACCUAUCCCUCCCUGAAAAAAAAGACAGUUUUGACGCAAUUUGACCUUAUUCUUGGGUCCUAGCUUCCAGUUGUAAUUCUCAGAUUAAAUCUGUAUGGUGGAUUUUUUAAUAUUCAGUUAUCAUCUUGUUAAUAAAGGAUCACCAUAAAGUGUUAUUUAAAAACAUUGAUAGUAAUGGUUUUACAUGUUAUAUUGUAAUGA
This is a messenger RNA of Gigantopelta aegis, 1206 nucleotides long. RefSeq names its product ropporin-1-like protein. The record is from RefSeq and is a predicted model, not a curated record. Bases 151 to 819 code for a protein of 222 amino acids. The transcript is spliced from 6 exons. NCBI's taxonomy places the organism in Eukaryota, Metazoa, Mollusca, Gastropoda, Neomphalida, Peltospiridae.